Molecule: messenger RNA, 598 nt
Organism: Colletotrichum navitas
Lineage: Eukaryota; Fungi; Ascomycota; Sordariomycetes; Glomerellales; Glomerellaceae
Exons: 2
Coding region: 34-411 (125 amino acids)
Source: RefSeq, a predicted model, not a curated record
CAACCCAUCAACCAACCCACCACGAUAUUCACGAUGCCCGACCACCUGCCGCUAGGCCAAAUCAACCCAAAUAUUACACCACCGUUACGCAAGAAGAUGGGCAAGAAGCCUACCCCUAUUAUCAAGCGACGAUAUACACCAAAAAACGGCAUCAAACGAGUUGAAAGGUCGUAUAGUCAGCCAAAGCAAGUUGACGUACUACUAUACCUUGAGCACCACCGUUACCCACUUUCCCCUGGCCAGCGACGUCGCCAACGGGCUGGUGAUACCCCUCUUGACCCUGCCAAUGGCCUCCGCCGCCCAACCCUUCGUGAGGCAGCUGCCCACUUCAAAAUACCCCUCCAGACGGUAUCUGACUGGUAUCAACAACGGGACCUCACUUCCAGCAACAACGAGCCUGUGACAAAGUAGUUACUACCGGAUGGUUCAAGCGGGAGGCCUGGGCCCUUUUUACAGCCAACUAUCCCAACACCCUCAUGGCCAGCAACCUGCCUACCUAUCCCUUCCGAUUCUCUGUGGGUUGGUUUACUGGUUUUCGCACACGAUGGAACAUUUCACACCGCCGGCUUACAAAGCAAGCCUUAAAGCUACCUGCCGA